Tachysurus vachellii is the source of this 3389-nucleotide messenger RNA. It is a transcript of the gene postna, whose product is annotated as periostin, osteoblast specific factor a. NCBI's taxonomy places the organism in Eukaryota, Metazoa, Chordata, Actinopteri, Siluriformes, Bagridae. The transcript has 24 exons. The record is from RefSeq and is a predicted model, not a curated record. The coding region runs from base 69 to 2735 and encodes 888 amino acids. Gene Ontology annotation, molecular function: protein binding.
CCUUGCUAUAGUCUGCUCCCAUUUCUCCUGGUUUGUCAGUGGUGUUGAUGUGAGGGACAAAAGCCAGGAUGAAGCUUGUGUUUCUGGUAACAUUUGUUCUGCUGGUGCUUUGCUACCUGGACAAAGUGGAGUCAUCUGCCUAUGACAAGAUUUUGUUUCACAGCCGCAUCAGGGCCAAGAAACAGGGGCCCAAUGUCUGUGCCCACCAGCAGGUAGUUGGGACCAAAAAGACAUAUUUCAGCACAUGCAGGAACUGGUACCAAAAAACCAUCUGUGGAAGGCCAACGGAUGUUUUAUAUGAAUGCUGCCCUGGUUAUAUGAAGUUGGAGGGGAUGCGUGGUUGCCCUGCAGCUGUCCCAAUUGACACCGUCUAUGGCACACUGGGUGUGCUGAAACUGGCUGUCACGCAGCAUUAUUCUGACCUGUCCAAUAUCAGAGAGGAGAUUGAUGGAUCUGGUGCCUAUACCAUGUUUGCUCCUACCGACGAUGCCUGGAAACAAUUAGAUGUUACUGCUAGAAAUGCCCUUGAGAUCAAUGCACGGACAGAGUUGUACAACGCUUUGCGCUACCAUAUUGUCAGCAAACGUUUCCUUACCAAAGACCUGAAGAAUGACAUGACCCUGAAGUCCAUGUACAACAAGCAGGGACUGCAUAUCAACCACUAUUCUAAUGGAGUUGUGACAGUUAACUGUGCCAGGAUCAUUCAUGCCAACCAGGUGUCCACAAAUGGGGUUGUACAUGUAAUUGACCGUGUCAUCAGUGCAGUGGGAAACAGCAUCAAGGAUGUGAUUGAAAGCAAUGAGGAGCUCACCUUAUUGAGUGAGACUGCUAACAUGGAAUCAAGCUUGUUAGAAAGACUCAGCAAGCCUGGACACUAUACGCUCUUUGCUCCAACCAACGAGGCUUUUGAACAAAUGGAGAACAGCGUUCUACAACGGAUCCUGGGUGAUAAGACUGUGCUCCAAGCCUUUUUAAAGUAUCACCUUCUGAGUUCAGUCCAGUGCUCAGAAGCCAUCAUGGCUGGCACUGUAUAUGAGACCCUGGAGGGCAGUGCAAUUGAGAUUGGCUGCGAUGGCAACAGCCUCACCAUCAAUGGCAUUAAAAUGGUACUGAAGAAGGACAUCAUCACCAGCAAUGGAGUUAUUCAUCUUAUUGAUCAAGUGCUCAUACCUGACUCAGCUAAGCAGGUGACUGAACUGGUUGGUGAUUCCCAGCGAAUGUUUGGUGACAUGGUGUCUGAUAUGGGCUUGUCUGCAGCCAUGAAGCCUGAGACUGAGUACACACUCCUCGCCCCUCUGAACAGUGUCUUUACCAAUGAAAUAAUCACUUUGGACCAAAAACUGCUUAAGAUUAUUCUUGAAAACCACAUCCUGAAGGUCAGGAUUACCCUGAAUGACCUUUAUAAUGGUCAGCUGUUGGAGACCCUUGGAGGAAAGCUGCUUAGAGUCUUUAUUUACAGAACGGCUGUGUGUAUUGAGAAUGCCUGCAUGCUCCGUGGCAGUAAAGAGGGAAGCAACGGUGCUCUUCAUUUAAUGCGGUCAUUAAUUCGAUUGCCAGAGAAGACCAUGUUUGAAUUGCUGAAGGCUGAUGGCCGUUUCACAAUAUUCCUGAAGUUGAUGGAGAAAGCCGAACUGACCGAGAUGCUAAAGCAAGAUGGAACAUACACAAUUUUUGCUCCAACUGAUGAUGCCUUCAAGGAUAUAACAGAGGACGACAUGAAACUUCUCACCAGUGAUGUGAACGUUUUGAGGACAAUCCUGCUUUACCAUUUCAGUAAUAGCAUCUUCAUUAAUGGAGGAAUUGAAGGUGGAGUGACCAACCUGCUCAAGACCAUUCAGGGCAACAAUUUACAAGUGCUUUCUGUCAAUAACUCCAUUAAUGUGAACUCAGUUAAUGUGAAUUAUAAUGACCUCAUGGCCUCCAAUGGAGUGAUUCAUAUUGUGAAGAACUUGCUUUAUCCUGCAGAUCUACCAGUAGGCCGUGAGGAUCUGCUUUAUGUGCUGAGGAAGCUUAUACGGUACAUCAAGAUAAAGUUUGUUAAUGGAUACACCUACAAGGAGAUUCCACUCACCUUCAUUAAGAGAUUCAUCACCACUCAUGUUAUUGAAACAGGCCCUAAAAUCCAGGUUAUUGAAACUAAGCCUAUUAUUAACCAAGUCACCCAAGUAAUUGAAUCUGGCCCACAAGUGGAAACAGUGGUUGUGGAGGGAGAUCAUGUGAUCACUGAAUAUAAGCUCACUAAGAUGACUGAACCUGUGAUGAAAGAAGUGUUAAUCGAAGGAAAGCCAAAAGUCACCACAGUUAGGAGAGUCAUUGAAGGGAAGCCAUCAGUUACAACAGUUACACGGAUCAUUGGAACUGGUGGGGAAAUUGAUGCUGAAGAAGACGUUAAGAAGCUCCUUAGUGAAGACUUGUCCAAGGUGAAGAAGGUUCUGGAAGAUGAGCUGCAUAUGCAGGAGGAGAAGAUUACAAAGUUGAUUGAAGGUGGUGGUGGAGAAAUCACCACUGUUACCAAGGUGAUUAGGCCUGAUCCUCAUAUUAUUGAAGGACCAGACUUCUCAAGGAUCACAUCUUUCAAGCACAGCCCAAAGCUCAUUGAGGAGGAAUCAGAGAGAAUCACCAAAAUUAUCCAACAUGGUGGUUCUCAGAAAAGAGCAGCUUUCCGAAGAUCGCCAGGAAUGAAGAGACGAGCAAGGCCUGCUAGACAUCCAUCCAACCCCAAAAAGAAGGCCUAAAAAGACACCAGGAGUUUUUUCUUUAGGCUCUGUUAGAUUUCUUUUAUACUGACUGGCUUCAUUAAACAUGACGUUGAAAUAAAACAGGCUUAAACUGGUAUCAGGGUAACUUGUGAGCACAUGUACUGUAGCUCCAUCCAAAAAUUUCCUUUACAUGUGAAAAGUACUAGUGUUUACAGUUCAUCUGCUGAAACCGGAUGUGCUAAUAACCUUGAUUUACACAGUUCAUGCCUCCCAUAUGAAGCUUAUCUGCAUAUAAUUGAAAUGUUGCUUUUAAGAUGGAGAGGAAUUUUAAAACUAUAUUUUUAUAUAUUCGAGAGUAUGUAUGGAGUGGUCAUGUAAGACAUGAGGUUUCACCUGUGCAUGUUUGCUACUUUCUGGUACUGCAUUCACUCCUGUGAAUGUAGGUUUUACAUUUAAGCAAAGUUGCUGCCUAGUUUAAUGUCUCAUGCAUUUUAUUAUAAGUAUAUGCUGUCUCAAUCACUCGUUUGCUUUUUCAUAUGUUGCCCUGCCUGAAUAGUGUGUGUGUCAUUUAUGUGCACUCUUCAUUUUUAGUAGCAUUCUUCCCUUCAUACUCCCAUCCUACUCUACCCAAAAUACCUAUUACCGUUUGAAAAAUUGCUUAAUAAAAUUGAAUCUAAAAUUGAAAUCUGA